Anisakis simplex (herring worm) is the source of this 678-nucleotide messenger RNA. The record is from the annotation of a GenBank genome assembly. NCBI's taxonomy places the organism in Eukaryota, Metazoa, Nematoda, Chromadorea, Rhabditida, Anisakidae.
AUGACAACAGGUAUGUCAGUACAUCGUUAUAUUGGUGUGUGCCUACCGUUCAAAGCGUCCUUUCUGCUCGAAACAAAGCGCGUUCGUAUUUUCAUUAUAUCACUUCUCGUCUUCUCACUGCUGUUCAAUACGACUCGAUUUUUUGAGGUUCGCGUUGUAAAUAAUUGCUUUCGAAGGAACAUAAAUGCCUAUAUACCAGUGCUGAGUCCAUCUGAUCUACGACUGAACGCCACCUAUCGACUGAUUUUCUUUGGAUGGGCCUACACAAUUCUGAUGUUUAUCGUGCCAUUCUCCAUACUCAUCAUCUUGAACUCACAGGUGCUGUUUGCGGUACGUCGUUCGAAUCGUCUGCAUAAUCGCGGUUCUCAAGACGAAGGAACGAAACGUGCCGAUCGAAAAGAGCGACAGACAUCUAUAAUGCUCGUCGCAAUAGUGCUUGUCUUCCUAUCGUGCAAUACACUAGCGUUCGUCGUGAACAUUCUCGAGAAUGUUGGCUACGAAAACGAGAUUUAUGUAUCACUUGUCACUUACAAUAACUUCCUCGUGAUUGUGAAUGCAUCGUGCAACAUAGCGAUUUACAUGCUUUUCUCAGACAAAUAUCGUUUAUUGCUGAGGCAUUAUUUGUUGUGCGACUGGUCUCGUGAAGGGGAAAUGCUUCUGAGUGUGACGUAUGCGUGA